This is a messenger RNA of Pocillopora verrucosa, 1485 nucleotides long. Lineage: Eukaryota; Metazoa; Cnidaria; Anthozoa; Scleractinia; Pocilloporidae. The record is from RefSeq and is a predicted model, not a curated record.
AUGCAUCCUGGAUUUUCUAAAGCAGAAUUAGGAGAAACCAAAUAUCCAAAGCGAGGCAAGUCAUAUGAUCUUAACCACACUUCUGACGGUCAGACUGCUCAAGUCUCGAGUCAGAAAGCAGAGAUCGAGAAAACAUGGAAUAAAUUUGUCGAGUCGUCCACUCUUCACGGUUUGCUUCACGUCUUCUCCAGCUCAACUAGAACGCGUCGCUUUCUAUGGGCUGUGCUUCUUUUGCUGGCAAUGAUGUGGUUUUCAUUUCAGUCCUUCAAGUUGAUUGAGAAGUACUACAGCUACCAGGUCACGACAAAAGUCAGUUUGAAAUACGACCCCAUGCCGACUUUUCCAGCGGUGACUAUCUGCAACUUCAACGUGUUCAAAAGGUCUGUGGUUAGAACGUCAGCGUAUGAAGAAAUUUUGCCCCAACUUCAUGCAUCUGUUGAUAAAAAAAUGGGCUUGUUCGAUGUCAAUGAUAGCAUUGACUUAAACAAAUAUCAUGACUUAAACCUCACACAGUUUUACAUCGAUGCAGGACACCAAAGCAAUGAUACUGUUAGACAUUGCAUUUGGAACGGAAAACCGACCUGCGAUCACAGGAAUUUCACGUCCGUUCUGAUAUCAAUGGGACUUUGCCACACUUUCAACUCAGGAAGAAAUGGUCAACCUAUACUGCGAGUGAAGCAGGGAGGUUCCAAUCGCGGAUUACACUUGAUAUUGAACGUUGGACAAGAGGAAUAUUACGGGACGGCAUCAUAUGCUGCCGGCCUCAAAGUUCUUGUUCAUGAUCAGCAGACUCUGCCACUGGUCUCUCAGCUUGGCUUUGCUGUGAGUCCUGGUACGAGUACAUUUGCAGCGUUAAAAAAACUACGGACACUCAAUCUUCCAAAACCUUAUGAAGGAAACUGCCAUGACAAAGAGAUUACUAGCAUACCUGGCUAUAACAAGUACACGAUUCCUUCUUGCCAAGAGAUUUGUGUGACCAACUUUGUAAUUAAUAAGUGUGGAUGCAGGGACGCUUUGAUGCCAGACAUAAACAACACCAAAGUGUGUGGAUUGCGCGAAAUCAAGAAUUGUCUAGAGAAAGAGAUGAUCAACUUUUACAGUAGAAUAGAUGACCAGUGUGAGUGCCCAGUACCUUGUGAUUCAAUCUCCUACAAUCCCAUAUUGUCAUACGCUGACUUUCCGAGUAACAAUUUUAUCGAGGAUUAUGUCAAACGACGAGGACCCAAUUUUACAACAGAUUCAUUGGAAGAGAAACAAGAAAGCAUGAGCCAGAAUCAGCUGGAACUGCGCGUGUAUUUUCAAGAACUUAAUUACCAAGUCAUCGAGGAAAUACCUGCUUAUAACUAUGAAAGUCUGUUAGGUGAAAUCGGCGGUCAAGUUGGUCUCUGUGUUGGCGCCAGUCUCUUGACCGUGCUUGAAUUCUUUGACGUCAUAAUUACUAUCGUCGGGAUACGGCUGGGAUUUAGAUAAACUCACAGACUGAAC